This is a messenger RNA of Danio aesculapii, 2524 nucleotides long. RefSeq names its product succinate dehydrogenase complex, subunit A, flavoprotein (Fp) (gene sdha). The record is from RefSeq and is a predicted model, not a curated record. The transcript is spliced from 15 exons. The coding region runs from base 24 to 2009 and encodes 661 amino acids. Gene Ontology annotation, biological process: tricarboxylic acid cycle; mitochondrial electron transport, succinate to ubiquinone. Gene Ontology annotation, molecular function: succinate dehydrogenase (quinone) activity; flavin adenine dinucleotide binding; electron transfer activity. Lineage: Eukaryota; Metazoa; Chordata; Actinopteri; Cypriniformes; Danionidae.
UCAGACCGAACCAAUCGAGCAACAUGGCUGCGGUGUGCGCUGCAUCCCGUGUCCUCGGGACAAAGAUUUUGUCAUGUAAAUCUCUGCCAGCAGUGUGCCAAGCGAACCGUCAGUUGCAUUUCUCCAUCUAUGGCAAAAGGGGAGACGCAAAAAUCUCAGAUGGAGUCUCCAAUCAGUAUCCAGUAGUAGAUCAUGAGUUUGAUGCAGUCGUGGUUGGAGCUGGUGGAGCAGGGCUGCGUGCAGCAUUCGGUCUGUCUGAGGCCGGCUUUAACACUGCCUGUGUCACCAAACUUUUCCCCACACGCUCGCACACAGUGGCCGCACAGGGUGGCAUUAAUGCUGCAUUAGGCAACAUGGAGCAGGAUGACUGGCGUUGGCACUUUUAUGACACAGUGAAGGGCUCUGAUUGGCUGGGAGACCAGGAUGCCAUUCACUACAUGACCGAGCAGGCUCCUGCAGCAGUGGUGGAGCUGGAGAACUUCGGUAUGCCGUUCAGCCGUACUGACGAUGGCAGGAUCUACCAGCGUGCUUUCGGAGGCCAGAGUCUGAAGUUUGGGAAAGGAGGUCAGGCUCACAGAUGCUGCUGUGUGGCGGACAGGACGGGACACUCGCUUCUGCACACCCUCUAUGGACGGUCUCUGAGGUACGAUACCAGCUACUUUGUGGAGUAUUUUGCUCUGGAUCUGCUGAUGGAGGACGGAGAGUGUAAGGGAGUCAUUGCACUCUGCAUGGAGGACGGAUCAAUCCACCGUUUCAGAGCAAAGAACACAGUUAUUGCCACUGGUGGUUAUGGCCGCACAUUCUUCAGCUGCACUUCAGCCCACACUAGCACAGGAGACGGUAAUGCCAUGGUGACACGUGCUGGACUGCCCUGCCAGGAUCUCGAAUUUGUUCAGUUCCACCCCACAGGUAUCUAUGGAGCCGGGUGCCUGAUCACAGAGGGCUGUCGUGGAGAGGGAGGAAUCCUAAUCAACAGUGAAGGAGAGAGAUUCAUGGAGCGUUAUGCACCCAAUGCUAAAGACUUGGCCUCCAGGGAUGUGGUUUCAAGAUCCAUGACCAUAGAGAUCAGAGAGGGAAGGGGUGUUGGGCCGGAUAAAGACCACGUGCACCUGCAGCUCCAUCAUCUUCCUCCUCAGCAGCUGGCUGCUCGCCUUCCCGGCAUCUCCGAGACCGCCAUGAUCUUUGCUGGAGUGGACGUCACCAAAGAGCCCAUCCCAGUCUUACCCACGGUCCACUACAACAUGGGCGGCAUCCCCACCAACUACAAGGGACAGGUCAUCACCCAUAAAGAUGGACAGGAUCAUGUCGUGCCAGGCCUGUAUGCCUGUGGAGAGUCCGGCUGCGCAUCAGUUCACGGUGCCAACCGGCUGGGCGCAAACUCCCUGCUGGAUCUGGUUGUGUUUGGACGUGCCUGUGCCCUGACUAUUGCUGAGAUUAACACUCCAGGAGAGAAGCUUUCUCCUUUGAAACCCAAUGCAGGAGAGGCGUCGGUCGCUAAUCUGGACAAGUUGCGCUAUGCUAACGGCAGCACCAGAACCUCAGAGAUCCGACUCAACAUGCAGAAGACUAUGCAGAGUCACGCAGCCGUGUUCCGUACUGGAGAUGUCCUCAAGGAGGGUUGUGCCAAGAUGGAGUCCGUCUACAAGUCGAUGGAUGACAUUAAGACAUUUGACCGAGGUAUUGUGUGGAACACUGAUCUGGUGGAAACGCUGGAGCUGCAGAAUCUGAUGUUGAACGCCGUGCAGACCAUCGUCGGUGCUGAGGCUCGUAAAGAAAGCAGAGGCGCUCAUGCCCGCGAGGACUACAAGGAUCGUGUGGAUGAGUAUGAUUAUUCCAAGCCUCUGCAGGGACAAGUGAAGAAGCCUUUCGAGCAGCACUGGAGGAAACACACACUGUCCUAUGUGGAUCCUGAAACAGGAAAGGUUACUCUGGAAUACAGACCCGUUAUCGACAGCUCUCUGGACGCAGAAGACUGUGCUGCCAUUCCUCCUGCAAUCCGUUCCUAUUAAACUCCUCCCCUCCCGCCCCAGCUGACUCCGCCCUUUUCUUUAUUUAUAAUCAGCCAGUAAAAUGAAUAUCCUGCAUUUAACAGGCUACGCUUCAGUUAAACAUGAGCACUUGCAGAAAUAUCAGUGAAAUACUACCCUAGUCAGACUUCAUGUUAAAGAUUCAACCUUUAGACAACAAAUGCGACUUUUUGGUGUGUAUUCUUGAAAAUAAAUCCAUCACAUUUGCUUCAAAACUGCAGUGGCAAGUAAAUCAUGAAAUAUUUAAUAUUUAAAUGUUUAAUGAUUGUUAUAAUGCUGUCAAGUAGCACUUGCAGCAGUUACUAUCAUAGUAGUAAACUCUUCAACUUAACAGCUUGUGUGCAAUUGAAUAUAUACGAUUUCACAUGUGUUCGACCUGGUGGCCUUUCAUCCGCAAAUAUGCUUACAACCCAUCUGCAUGUAAAGUCCUGUACAUCUUGCUUGUUCUGUUUAGUAGAUUCUGUUUCGAUUCAAUAAAGUUGAUCCGGGUGACAAUG